Monosiga brevicollis MX1 is the source of this 492-nucleotide messenger RNA. RefSeq lists its product as uncharacterized. Gene Ontology annotation, biological process: poly(A)+ mRNA export from nucleus. Gene Ontology annotation, cellular component: nucleus. The transcript is spliced from 7 exons. NCBI's taxonomy places the organism in Eukaryota, Choanoflagellata, Craspedida, Salpingoecidae. The record is from RefSeq and is a predicted model, not a curated record. The coding region runs from base 1 to 492 and encodes 163 amino acids.
AUGGCGUCCAUCAAGACGGAGACUGAGCUGAAGAAGAUGAAGGUCAACGAGCUCCGUGCGGAGCUUGACCAGGCUGGCCUCGACAACAAGGGCAAGAAGGACGAGCUCGUUGAGCGUCUGCAGCAGUACUAUCAGGAAGAGGAGGAGAAACUGCUGCUGGGUGUGGAGGAUGAUGCACCUAGCGCUAAUGCUGCAGCUCCCGCGCCCGCUCCCAAAAAGACACCCGCCGCAGCCCCUGCCAAGACUGAGGACGGCAUCGAGGGCAAGGCGGCUACCAAGCAAGAAACCCAGGCCAAGAAGUCUGAGCGUGCGGCUCGAUUUGGUACCGCUGACAAGAAUGGCCAGGUUGCUGAGGUGGAGGCUCUCCGCGCUCGCGCCGAAAAGUUUGGAAACACCGAGUUGCUUGAGCAAAUCAAGGCGCAAGAGCAGAUUCUGGAGCGCCGCAAGCGCUUUGAAGCCGACAAGAUUGGUAUGUCGGCCUCUUUGUUCUAA